This is a messenger RNA of Daktulosphaira vitifoliae (grape phylloxera), 1257 nucleotides long. RefSeq lists its product as uncharacterized. The record is from RefSeq and is a predicted model, not a curated record. Lineage: Eukaryota; Metazoa; Arthropoda; Insecta; Hemiptera; Phylloxeridae. The coding region runs from base 27 to 938 and encodes 303 amino acids. The transcript is spliced from 2 exons.
ACAUCAACCAAAGAGGAGAGGAUAUAAUGGAUCUAUUGCUGACUACAGAUCUAAGUAUACUGAACAGAGGUAGUGAACCUACUUUUGUUAUCAGGAACAAGCAAGAAGUCAUUGAUCUGUCAGUUUGUUCAAAAGGGUUACUUCAAAAGAUAAAAGGGUGGAAAGUGUCCUCCGAACCUUCUCUUUCUGAUCAUAGGCACUUACGAUUCACUUUGGAAAUUAACAAAGUUGAGACGGAGUACUAUAGGAACCCGAAAAGAACAAACUGGGACAAAUACAGGGCAGAUCUCUCUCGUGACCUGAAUAACCUACAGUUUAGAUUGGGGUCGAGACAGAGUACUGAAAGGGCUGUAAAUAUGCUACAGGACUUCAUUGUCUGGGCUUACAAAGAAAACUGUCCUUUAAUAGAAAGGAAAGGUACAGGGCAGGGUGUAGCUUGGUGGAAUGCUAACCUGUCUAAAUUAAGAAAGAGUUCACGUAAGCUCUUAAAUAAAGCAAUGAAACCAGGUUUGGAACAACACUGGGAAUCCUAUAAGGAUACCCAAAGGAACUACAAUUCUGCAUUGAAAAAAUUCAAAAGAGAAAGCUGGAAGAAGUUCUGUGGGGAUAUACAAAAACUCCUUAUAGCAAUUAGACUUCUGCGAUCACUAAGGAAUGGACCAAACAAAACUGUCGAGGCAAUACUACUGCCAGACGGAAUGUUCACCAAUAACGAUAAUGAAACAUUAUCAUAUUUGAUGAACACACAUUUUCCUGACUCUGCAAUUAACUACAGAGAACAGGAACAUGAUGCACAGGACAAACGUGUGAUCUGUGCUGAAUGGAGACUAACCAGGAAAGUGAUAACACCAAGUGGAAAAAGAUGGGCAAUAAAAGCCUUUGGCAGUUUUAAAGCUGCAGGCUGUGACGAAAUAUUCCUUCAUCGGAAUAUUAAUUAAUCUAGCAAUGACUUCAACUAGAUACAAUUUGUGAACUUUUGACGAAUCGUUGAAAGAAAUCGGUUCAAUAAGAGCUGAGAAAAUGUAGUGACAGACACAAAAAAAAACAAAUUAUGGUAAAAUUAAUAUCUUGUCAACUUUGCAUCAAAGCUAAAAUAGCGUCAUUCCAUUCAAAAUAUACCUGUAAUGUGCAAAAUAUAAGAGAAUAAGAUGUGAGGGAUAGCAGGACAAGUUGACGCAUAAGGGAAGAUUAUCUUAUUGGAUUUAAAAAUAUAGUAAUGUUUGUGAACUUUUUAUGAAAUAUUUUUAAAUAUUUGAA